AUGUCAGUUGAACGCUAUUCAGCUGAAUUUCAUAAGUUGUCAAGGUAUGCCCCAUCCCUAGUUCCUAAUGAGGAAACAAAAGUGGAGAGGUUUUGUGAUGGCUUGAUGCCGCUCAUUCUGAAGAUGAUCAUCUUUAUGAAGAAAAAGGGAUCAGGAUUGCGGCUGCAGAUUUUGUUAGCAGGAAACAGUCGGCGUCUCGGAGCACCUCCUCCACCGCCAUCCAAGAGACAAUCUGGGAGUAGUAGUGCGGGGUCUCAGGGAAGGAUGAGCAUUUAUUCUAGCCAAGGCAGUGGUAGUAGACCACGAUGCAACACGUGUGGGAAGCUGCAUUCUAGUAAGUACAAGACUGGGUCGAAUGCAUGUUACCAAUGUGGCAAGUCAGGCCACUUUGCUAGGGAGUGCACACAAAUGGGUGCGUAUAGGGGGCAAGGAUCACAGGCCAGCAUUAAUCAGCUGAGGCCUACAGCAUCAGCACGGGUUUACUCGCUCACUUCGGAUAGCGUGCAUGCUAAGGAGAAUGCUACUGAUGUAGUCAUAGGUACAAUUCCAUUGUUUGGUAGCAUAACUUGCGUGUUAUUUGAUUCGGGUGCUGCACAUUCGUUUAUCUCAUCGUCAUAUGUGAAGUUGUGUAGACUGACCACUGAACCACUAGAGCUUAAUAUGUGCGUGACUACUCCGGUUGGUGACACUAUCACUUGUAGAAAAGAUGUGUAUAAUUGUCCUAUAGUGAUUGAAGGAAGAAUUUUGCCAGUGAAGCUUGUUGUGUUUGGCAUGUUGGGCUUUGACAUCCAAUGUGCGGUCUACUCUGCCACUCCUUUCCGUAUACAAGCUAUCAAGAAUGUUAGAGAUGGAGCACAGGCCUACUUAGUAUAUGUUCAGGCUAAGCCAAAGACUCGAGCGAAGUUAGAAGACAUUCCGAUCGUAUGUAGCUACUCGGAUGUUUUCUCCGAAAUCACGGGUUUGCCACUUAAUCGUGAAGUUGAGUUCUCCAUUGACUUGGUACCAGGGACUCAUCCUAUCCACAAGGCACCCUACCGUAUGACACUGACUGAGUUAAGAGAAUUGAAGGAGCAGCUUCAGGAGUUACUUGACCGGGACUUCAUUCGCCCAAGUGUAUCACCGUGA
Alnus glutinosa is the source of this 1125-nucleotide messenger RNA. RefSeq lists its product as uncharacterized. The transcript has 3 exons. The coding region runs from base 1 to 1125 and encodes 374 amino acids. NCBI's taxonomy places the organism in Eukaryota, Viridiplantae, Streptophyta, Magnoliopsida, Fagales, Betulaceae. Gene Ontology annotation, molecular function: zinc ion binding; nucleic acid binding. The record is from RefSeq and is a predicted model, not a curated record.